AUGGGAAAACAAAAGUCUCGGGCGCAGCAGUUUGCUGAGAUAGCAGAUCGCCGUCCCCAAGACUUUGAUCCAGAGGAAGGCGAUGCCCCUCUAAGUGGUGAAGACAGCGAAAUCGAAGACAGCGACAACGAAGUCGCUGCUACAGAACAUUAUACCAAAGUCAGUAAAAGUAAACUACGGAAACCAGAACAGAUAUCUUUGGGUCCUCAAUAUGCUGGAUCUCGAAUAAGUCGGGAAGCCCUACUAGACAAUGAAAGCGAUGCAUCUUCGCAACACGACUCGGAUAUGGAUGACGAGGAAGCUACGUACGCCGAUCCGAAUGACUCAGUUUUGGAUGUUGAGGAUGAGGAUGGUGACAUAGACAGUGAUGCUGCAUUUGGAGAGAGCGACUCGGGAAAGUUUGAAAAGUUUGCCUUCCGAGGAAGCGGAAAGCCUAGAGAUGUUAAGAAUAUUGGUAUAAGGCCAAAGGCAGCCGACUUCAUGUCAGAAGAUAGCGAUGAGGCGGAACUUGAAGACAGUGCAUCUGGAGAUGGAGGUUCUGACGAGGAUUUAUUGGAUACAGCUGACCAGCACGAUGAUGACUCCGAGGACGAAGUCUUCUCAACUGCACGCCAGUACCCCGAUGAGAAAUCUGCUGGGAGUGUUACUAGCUCUAGUCGUUCCUCGAUCGAUAAGGAUGCCGAACUACAAAGUGACUCUAGUAAUGGCGAAGAGAAUGCAGAGGAAAGCGAUCAGGAACAGGAGCAAAGCGAUGAGGAUGUUGAAGUGGAUGGAGACGAUCACGACGAUGAUGAAAAUACAAGACGAGAGGAACUUCGCAAAAUCAUGAAUGAAGAACAGCAGGCGGUCGUAGCGACAAUAUCUCAAGCUGCAAAGGCCGAUGCUGAUAAAGGGAACGCGGUCAAGGAGCAAAGGAAGGCUUUUGACUCGCUUCUCAGUGUUCGUAUGGUUUUACAAAAGGCGUUGGUCGCGACAAACUCCAUGGCAGCCGUUGAUUGUCAAGACAUUGAUGGGAACCAGCCGUAUGAGGCUGCAGAGGAAGCUGCAUUAAAACUAUGGAAUACAUUGGACAGCCUUCGAGAUGAGCUAUCGAGAGCGAAGAACGGUUCUAAGCCUAGUAAAAAGCGCAAAAGGGGCGUUGAUAUCUCAACUCCCUCGAGUACAAUAUGGGAGAAGAUGCAGCGCUCCGAGCUGGAAAUGAUUGAUGUUCGACAAACGACUUUGGAAAAAUGGUCUGCUAAGGUUCGUGGUACAACCGCUUUACCAUUAACACGGAAACUCAACCCUAGUGCAACGCAAUCUAUCACCUCAGUUAUACAAGACCAGCUGGCCGGCUCUGAGAACUUAAUACGGAAAACGAAAAUACCUAGAUCAUGUGCACCAAUCCAAAGAGAUCAGAAGCUUGUUGAAGACUCCAACAUAUACGAUGAUGGUAAUUUCUACCAACUACUUCUUAAAGAGCUUGUUGACCAGAGACGGGUCGAGUCUCUAAACGCACCAGCUGCGGCUGCUGCUAACGGAAAUGCUUUGCAGUGGGCGGCUGUCAAGGAAGCGAAAACUAAGAAGAUUGUUGAUACUAAAGCCAGCAAAGGUCGCAAAAUGCGAUUUACUGUUCACGAGAAGUUGCAAAAUUUCAUGGCGCCAGAGGAUAGAGGCUCGUGGGAGCCCCACGCCAUUGAUAGGUUCUUCGGAACUCUCCUAGGCCAGAAGAUGACUCUUGGAGAGGAUAUUCAAAACGAGGAAGACCAUGAUGCCAUGUCAGUUGAAGAGGAAGGGUUGAAACUGUUCAGAUCUUAG
This is a messenger RNA of Glarea lozoyensis ATCC 20868, 1797 nucleotides long. RefSeq lists its product as uncharacterized. The transcript has 3 exons. The record is from RefSeq and is a predicted model, not a curated record. Gene Ontology annotation, cellular component: nucleolus; nucleus. Gene Ontology annotation, biological process: maturation of SSU-rRNA from tricistronic rRNA transcript (SSU-rRNA, 5.8S rRNA, LSU-rRNA). The coding region runs from base 1 to 1797 and encodes 598 amino acids. Lineage: Eukaryota; Fungi; Ascomycota; Leotiomycetes; Helotiales; Helotiaceae.